AUGUACCAUUUGGUAGCUGGACUGUACAAUGAACUUACACGCAAACCUACUUACAAUAUUCUGCUGAUUGGGUUCAACCAAUCCGGCAAGACAUGGCUUCUCGAGCAGCUCAGGCACACGUAUCUCAAGGGACGUGCACCAUCGGACCGCAUCGCUUCCACUGUCGGACAAAACGUGCUGGAUUUACCAUAUCAGAAAAGUGUGCUGCAUUUUUGGGACUUGGGUGGUGCUCCAUCGAUGCGUGAGCUUUGGCAGCAAUAUUUGCCAGAUGCACACACCAUUGUGUGGGUCUUGGACGGAAAGCAGUGGGCUCUUGAUACACCUGUGCAACAAGAGACGGCAACGUCAUAUCAGACUGCGGUGCUUGACCAAUUGUUUCCUAUUGCAAUGGACGCUGCCCUACGUGGCCAAACAGUUCUUGUGCUUGUGAACAAAAUGGAUGCCAUGGACCCACAGGAUGUGUGUGAGGAUAUGCGUCCACCGCAUGUACUUGAACAUGUUGAAGCGACAGUGUUGAAGCAUUGGGCGCGCUUUAUGGAUAGCCACGCGUCGAAAGACAUCAUAACGCCUCAUUGGUCGUUUCAUGGUGUGAGUGCUGUGACUGGGUAUGUACAGAGACUUGCAUCGUCCGAACAAGCACUGACAAACAUAUUCCAGCGAGGGCCUCGCCGAUGUGCUUGCGGCCAUGUUGGCGACAGCCAAAGCCUGUAA
Malassezia globosa CBS 7966 is the source of this 711-nucleotide messenger RNA. RefSeq lists its product as uncharacterized. Gene Ontology annotation, molecular function: GTPase activity; GTP binding. The coding region runs from base 1 to 711 and encodes 236 amino acids. Gene Ontology annotation, cellular component: Golgi apparatus. The record is from RefSeq and is a predicted model, not a curated record. Gene Ontology annotation, biological process: intracellular protein transport; protein localization to Golgi apparatus; Golgi to plasma membrane protein transport. Lineage: Eukaryota; Fungi; Basidiomycota; Malasseziomycetes; Malasseziales; Malasseziaceae. The transcript is spliced from 2 exons.